CGCAACAACGGAAGCACCUGCUGUUGUCACAUUUUUUUUAAUUUACGUGAUGUGAUGUAAAACGAUGAAAUAUUUAAAAAAAAAAAAAAAAAAAGCUUGAAUGAACAGCAUGCUGAGCUAUGUGUUGGUCGUGUUUUUAUCUGUGUUAUUGGCGGUGUUGUUCAUGCCUCGAGAAUGGUCCGUAGAUGUUGGGAAUGAAUCAAACCAGAGGCUCUUGAGCAGGCAUGAACUGUCGCUGUACGACGGGGAGAGAGGCAGUAGGGGCAUUUACCUGGCCAUCCUGGGGCAAGUUUUUGAUGUACACAAGGGAUACAAGCACUACGGACCUGGAGGUGCUUAUCAUGUUAUGGCAGGGAGAGAUGCUUCACUGGCCUUCAUCACUGGAGAUUUCACAGAAAGUGGCCUGACAGAUGAUGUGUCCAGUCUGUCCCCACUGCAGAUAGUGGCCCUGUAUGACUGGCUGGCCUUCUAUCAGAAGGACUACCAAACUGUCGGUCUGGUAGAAGGCCGGUUCUAUACAGAGACUGGACAGCCCACAGAAGCCCUGUUGCAGGUAGAAGCAUCACUAGCAGAGGGCCAGCGAAUCAAAGCCCAGUCUAAGGCUGAGAAGAUACGCUUCCCAGCCUGUAACUCAGAGUGGAGCGCUGCUAAGGGAGGAAGGGUCUGGUGCUCCACAAAGAGUGGUGGAGUAGAAAGAGGAUGGACGGGUGUCCCGCGGAAACUCUUCUCUCCAGGCUCCAGCAGUGCUCGUUGUGUCUGUGUGGAAGACCCAUCUGCAGCAGAGGAAGACCCAAACCUGCAGAAAUAUGACGGCUGUCCUCCACAUGCUGACUCUUGUACUGUUGGAGAGUACUAGUCUCUGAUCCAGUCCGGAAAAUGGACACAUUCAUGGCUUGCUUUUUAGCAGCACUAAACUCAGGACAAACACAAAGCUUUUGCCAGUAAAUCACAGCAAUGAACAUUCAUACAAUAAAGAGGUAGAUUGAAGAAAA
Molecule: messenger RNA, 992 nt
Organism: Thunnus maccoyii (southern bluefin tuna)
Lineage: Eukaryota; Metazoa; Chordata; Actinopteri; Scombriformes; Scombridae
Product: neuferricin
Exons: 4
Coding region: 101-856 (251 amino acids)
Cellular component (GO): endomembrane system; membrane
Source: RefSeq, a predicted model, not a curated record